GUGUAGAAGUUUGCCCUGGACCAAUUUAUUCCAAAAAUGAGAUCCACAUUACUGGAGACAUAGCGUAUGCACUGCAACAGUACCUGUCAGUGACGUGGGAUACCGAUUUCCUGACGAACCAUCGGGGAUUUGAGUUGGUAAUGGCUGUAGCAGACUUCUGGGCCAACAGAGUUGUAUUUGAUCCAACAAAAAAACUGUAUAUUAUCAACGGGACUGAAGUAGAUCCGGCUCCAGAUACCCGUGACUAUGAGCAGCACAUUACCGGGGACAUUGCGUUUGCUCUUCAGCAAUACAUCGCAUCAACUGGAGAUCAGAAGUUUCUAAAAUCAGAGAAAGGUUUUAAAACGAUACUGAAUAUUGCUGAAUUUUGGAAAUGUCGAGCUGUAUGGAAUGAUACAAGGAAAGCCUAUGUCAUCAAUGAUGUCAUGGGCCCAGAUGAGUACCAGCGAAAUGUCAAUAACUCAGCGUACACUAAUGUAAUAGCCAAGCUCAGUCUGAUGCUGCCGUACUACGCUGAAAGAUACAAAACUAUUGCAGAUAAACUAUAUAUACCGUUUGACAAGGAAAACCAAUAUCAUCCAGAAUAUGAUGGCUAUACCAGAGGAACCAUUGUGAAGCAAGCCGAUGUUAUUCUGUUAGGUUUUCCACUUAUGUACAAUAUGACGAAAGAGAUUCGUAAAAACGAUUUGGCGUACUACGAAAAAUACACUGAUGACCAUGGCCCAGCCAUGACAUGGGGAUUGAUUGCAGUUGGUUGGUUAGAACUAGGAAAUGUUAGUAGAGCAAAUGAUGUCUUCAAUCGUAGCUUUACAAACAUACAAGAGCCGUUCAAGGUAUGGUCCGAAGUAUCUGACGGAACUGGUGCUGUUAAUUUCUGCACAGGGAUGGGAGGUUUUUUGCAGGCUGUCUUAUUUGGAUAUGGUGGCUUUCGUUUGUAUCCAGAUUACUUGGAAUUCAAUCCUGUAUUGCCUCCAGCAACUACAAGAUUCAAUAUCACCGGGAUCGAUUAUCUGGGAUCAUCCUUGGAUUUUGUAAUCCUGAAUGACCUAGUAACUGUCAAUAUGACGGAACAUUCUGUCGGGUAUCCAGAUUUAACAUUAGUGUUCAAGGGACAGAAGACUAUGCUCGAACCAGGUAUUCUGUCAAUAGAACAGGGCAUUAGUCGUGUUGGUGUUAUUGGUGUUACAUUGAUGGCGUUGCUGUCAGGUUUUGGUGCUGUUAACUGUCCUUACACUUACAUGUCGUAUUUUAUGAGACAUGUAUCUGAUGGUGAUAUACAAGCCCAUGAAAGAAAAUUUAUGCAGAUAAUGGAUAUGAUAUUAACAAAGAAAAAAAG
Messenger RNA from Saccoglossus kowalevskii, 1336 nucleotides. RefSeq names its product protein-glucosylgalactosylhydroxylysine glucosidase-like. Gene Ontology annotation, molecular function: hydrolase activity, hydrolyzing O-glycosyl compounds. The record is from RefSeq and is a predicted model, not a curated record. NCBI's taxonomy places the organism in Eukaryota, Metazoa, Hemichordata, Enteropneusta, Harrimaniidae. Gene Ontology annotation, biological process: carbohydrate metabolic process.